Messenger RNA from Centropristis striata (black sea bass), 3189 nucleotides. It is a transcript of the gene slc43a2b, whose product is annotated as solute carrier family 43 member 2b. The transcript is spliced from 13 exons. Gene Ontology annotation, molecular function: L-amino acid transmembrane transporter activity; neutral L-amino acid transmembrane transporter activity. NCBI's taxonomy places the organism in Eukaryota, Metazoa, Chordata, Actinopteri, Perciformes, Serranidae. Gene Ontology annotation, biological process: neutral amino acid transport; transmembrane transport. The record is from RefSeq and is a predicted model, not a curated record. Bases 35 to 1810 code for a protein of 591 amino acids.
UCCUCUCUGCCUGUAACUUCUCUCCUCCUCAACCAUGCCUCCGACCCUGGCCACAGCGUUCGCCAGGCGCUGGUGGAUGGCAGUGACUGCCAUCGUGGAGAAUCUGCUCUUCUCUGCUGUGCUGUUGGGAUGGGGAUCGCUCCUCAUCAUGCUCAAGUCAGAAGGCUUCUACUCGUACCUUUGCAACGAGGAGGGCAACAGUACCAGCUUUAAUGUGUCCCAACCCCUGGCAACCCCAGCACCGGAUGAGUAUUCAGAGUACUAUGACAGCGAGGUGGUUGGUCUGGGAGACGGAGUGGAGAUGAGGCCCCUGGUACCUAUGGAUGGGCCCCUGAGGAUGAACGGCUGGCUGAUUUGUAAAGAACAGGACGAGAUGCUGAACUUAGCGUUCACAAUUGGCUCCUUCCUGCUCUCAGCCAUCACCUUGCCACUGGGGAUCGUCAUGGAUAAAUAUGGGCCUCGCAAGCUACGACUGCUGGGAAGCACGUGUUUUGGCUUGUCCUGCCUUAUGAUUGCAUACGGAGCCUACAAUCCAAAUGAACUCUCUGUCCUUAUCUUCAUUGCCCUGACUUUCAAUGGCUUCGGAGGCAUGUGCAUGACCUUCACCUCUCUCACACUCCCUACCAUGUUUGGGGACCUCCGUUCCACCUUCAUCGCCCUGAUGAUCGGCUCCUAUGCCUCCUCUGCUGUCACCUUCCCCGGUGUCAAGGUGAUCUAUGAUCUUGGCAUACCUUUCAUCACUAUCCUGGUGGUGUGGGCUUCCUGUGCUGCACUGGUCUUCUUGAACUGCAUGUUCAACUGGCCACUGGAACCAUUCCCCGGACCAGAGGACAUGGACUACACUGUAAAGAUCAAGUUCAGCUGGCUGGGUUUCGACCAUAAAAUCACAGGAAAGCAGUUCUACAACCAAGUGACCACAGUGGGCCGUCGUCUCAGCGUGGGCAACAGCCUCAAGCAGAAGGAGCUGGCCACAAAGCACGGACACAAGCUCUGUCUCUCCACUAUGGACCUGGAAAUGGAUUGCAAAUCAAAAGAAGAAUCCCAGUCAUUCAUGAAAACCAUCACCACCCCAAUUUUCCUGCUCAGUCUCGUGACCAUGUCCAUCACUCAGCUCCGUCUCUUGUUCUACAUGGGGGCCAUGAACAGCGUCCUGGAGUCGCUCACAGAUGGAGACCUCAACACAGUGAGUCUGUACUCCUCCAUCUUCGGUAUUCUGCAGCUACUUUGCCUAAUGACCACUCCCGUGAUUGGUCAGAUCAUGGACUGGAAGCUGAAGGAGUGUGAUGAUGGAGAGGAGGAAAAGGAGCCCUGCAGCAAGGGAGAGAUAAAGAAGAAGCGCAGAGACAAAAAGACCCAGAAAGUGACCAAUGCUUUGCGAGCAUUCGUCCUCACAAACACCCUUUUGGUGGGAUUUGGAGUCACCUGUUUAGUGCCCAAUCUCCCCCUGCAGAUUGUGUCAUUUGUUCUACACACUGUGGUGAGAGGAUUCAUCCACUCUGCCGUUGGUGGCCUCUAUGCUGCUGUGUAUCCCUCUUCCCAGUUUGGCAGUCUUACAGGCAUGCAGUCUCUGGUCAGUGCUGUGUUUUCUCUGCUGCAGCAACCCCUGUUUCAGGCUAUGAUGGGACCUCUGCAGGGAGACCCAUUCUGGGUCAACAUUGGACUCUUCGCUCUCAGUAUGCUGGGCUUCUUGCUGCCUCUCUACCUGCUCUGCUAUAGACGGACGCUCAACAGGCAGCAACAGGAGAGGGAGGACGACGCUAAGAUCUACAUCAAAAUCAACGGCUCUGAUAUCCCUGAGGCCUACGUCUAGAAUAAAGGAAAUGCAGAGAAGUGGAUUGCAAACGAAGAAAUAUUUUUUACCCAGAAGCAAUUGCAUUCCAUCAAAUCAUGCAAAAGGACAACUGAAAUCUUACCUAUUUAGAAUAUCACAUUUAAACCAACUGUAUAAUUGGGUACAUACACAAACAGACUGCCACAUCAAGUUUCCAAAAUCCCGCCAAGAUCGACUGAUGCUGUGGCUUUAAAGUGAGUUGGACAGUUGCUGAGGAGAUAUGUAUCUCACAUUUCGAGGGGAAAAGGAAAUAACAAGAGGAAAGACUGUGAAAGGAAAGAGGCAUGAGCCCUCUGUAUUCCCCCAAAUCCUCUGACUUCUCUUUUUAUUCCCUCCUCUCAGAAAAGACUGCUUUAAUAUUCCCCAUAUAGGAGCGUUUGCUUAAUAUUCCCCCCGUGACACCAACAACACUGUCACCCUCACAACCAACCUCACCAACGUUAGUGAGCGAUUCCAAUUUUAUGAUUUUUGUUUUUGUUUAUGACUUUAAAUCAUCCUGAUUGUAAAUCUCAUAACAUGGUGCUACCUAUCUAUUCAUCACCUGGAUGUUUUUGUGAUAGAUGGUGUACGGUCAGUGUGGACUAAAUGGCAUUAAUGAGUGACAGGGAGGAGAGAAGCGCCUUAUGGCUGAUGUUUCUUAAGACUGAUUAGGCUUAAUUAUAGUGCUUUUUUUUUUUUUGCUGGACUAACAUCUUAAUACAACUUAAAACUACUGUAGCUUAGAAUAUGCUGCAGUAUUGGAAGAAUGACAGUGUUUUUAUGGGCUGUACUGUAUUCCAUAAGAGGGAAGUCAAACUGCGGUAUGUUUCGCGAAAAGCAGAUGUACAUUUAGAGUAUUUAUUUUAUGUUAUGCUUUCUAUAGUUUUUUUUUAUACGUUAGGUUUACCAGCGUACCUGUUGAAUAUACCUUCAUGUGAAAAAGGUUUCUUCAUUGGGUAUCAAGUAUUUAUACACAUAUCAGUGACAAUGGUAAUACUAUUUAAAGACAGUAGUUCACUCAGUCUGUCUACCUACUGUUCAGCACUUUAUACCCUGUUAACCCCUUUAGUCAGCUCAUUACAGCACUUCUCUCCUAAUGCCUCUCCACAGAUAUAGUCCCACUUUCAUGUUGAGCUCCUCCCACUGUCAUAUGUGUAUUUAUUUCAUUUUAAACUAACUUUUCCAUAAUACCUUUCAUCAUGUAUGUAAAUUGUGCUGUGCUGGCUUUGACUCAUAUGUCUGAUCAUAUACUGAGUGGUUUGCAUAGAGCUCUUUCUUCUACCGUUGAAGAUAAUGUAGAGAUGUUUUAUUGUACAGGCGUUCCUGCCUGAAGAUGGAAGAAUUUGGGGGGUUAUUAAAGAUGGGUUGAUCUCUUUAAA